AGGACAAAAGCAAGCAGAGGGCAUGUCAGGUGGAGUGGUGUUUCGCAAUCUCUUUCCCCAGUACUUCUGCAGACUGGCCGAACCUACUAUCCCUUGGGUUCCGCAGCUGUGUAAAUCUAGCACCCAUCUGACGCUAAAUCGCCCUCCUCGAUGGGUCUACCAUCCAUGCCGGACGCUUCACCUGUGUCCCGCGCUGAAUGCAGGUCACAACAAGUGGUCCAAAGUAAAAGACAUCAAAAUUCCCAAAGAUGCUGCACGAGGCAGAAUGAUCAUGAAGUACACAAUGAUGAUCAGAAUAGCUGUCAAAGAGGGCGGACCCAACCCAGAGUAUAAUAUAGCGCUGGCGAACCUCAUUGAGCAGUGCAGGAGCAAAAGCUUUCCCAAGGCCACGAUAGAGGCAGCUAUCAAAGGAGCGGAGAAGGCAAAGGCGGGCACGCAGUAUCUGUACGAAGGUCACGGACCUGGAGGCUGCAUGCUACUGAUAGAGGUCUUGACAGACAACAACACUCGGUCCCACCAGGAGGUCAAACGAAUCAUGAGCAAACACGGUGGGGCACUGUGUGAUGGGGCACGGCACAGCUUUGACAGGAAGGGUGUCAUUGUGGCAACACAGGAGGGGGUGACCUCUGAGAGAGCUUUGGAGCUAGCAAUUGAGGCAGGAGCUGAAGAUGUACAGGAGACUGAGGAUGAGGAGGAGAAGGCAAUUUUACGGUUUAUCUGUGAUAAGGCCUCCAUGCGUGUGGUACGGACCGCUCUGGAGGAUCUAGGGGUGCGUACCCUCUCUGCUGGGUUGGAGUUUGUGUCCCACACCCACACUGUCCUUUCUCAAGCUCAGCUAGAAACUGCCUCUACUCUGCUGGAGGCUCUCAACGACUGCCCAGACGUGGUCCGGCCCAGCCUCCUGAACUCAACCUCAGAUUCAGAGCUCAUGAAGAGUGGAGUCGUUCACCGCUUCCCGCCAUUUACCCUCAAUUUUCGACGCCUUGGGCGAUCCAGCACCGCAACCUCGCCCCCAAACAUUGAGCUUGUCAACCAUGCCAAGGUGAAGGAGCGCACACAGAUCGUCACAGAGAAGGUCACACAGGUCCUAUCUCUUGGUGCUGAUGUGCUUCCCGAAUACAAGCUCCAGACCCCAGACAUUCAUAAGUGGAUCAUGCUGCACUACAGUCCGUUUAAGGCAGUGUGGGACUGGGUUAUCCUGCUGCUGGUUCUCUACACGGCCGUGUUCACACCCUAUUCAGCCGCUUUCCUGCUGAAUGAGCUUGAGGAGGAGAGAAGACGCACCUGCGGCUACACUUGUAACCCACUCAAUGUGGUGGACGUCAUUGUGGACGUCUUGUUCAUAGUGGACAUUGUCAUAAACUUCAGGACAACAUAUGUCAAUCAUAAUGACGAGGUGGUGACACAUCCUAAGCGUAUUGCCAUCCACUAUAUCAAGGGUUGGUUCCUCAUAGACAUGGUGGCUGCCAUACCUUUUGACCUGCUCAUCUUCAAGUCUGGAUCGGAUGAGACAACAACUACCCUGAUUGGCCUUCUGAAGACAGCAAGGCUACUGCGAUUGGUCCGUGUUGCCAGGAAACUGGAUCGGUACUCGGAAUAUGGAGCAGCUGUUCUGUUCCUGCUUAUGUGCACGUUUGUGCUGAUUGCCCAUUGGCUGGCUUGUAUCUGGUAUGCCAUUGGCCAUGUGGAGAGACCCUACAUGAAGACUGGUUGGCUGGAUAACCUAGCUGAUCAGCUCGGGAAACAUUACAAUGACAGUGAUGCAAGCUCAGGACCAUCUAUAAAGGACAAAUACGUCACAGCACUCUACUUCACCUUCAGCAGCCUGACAAGUGUGGGCUUUGGAAAUGUCUCUCCCAAUACUAAUUCUGAGAAGAUCUUCUCCAUCUGUGUUAUGCUCAUUGGCUCUCUGAUGUAUGCCAGCAUAUUUGGAAACGUCUCAGCAAUCAUUCAGCGGCUGUAUUCUGGAACGACACGUUACCAUACUCAGAUGCUGCGAGUCAAAGAGUUUAUCCGCUUCCAUCAGAUACCUGGUGGCCUGAGGCAGAGACUGGAGGAGUAUUUCCAACACGCUUGGUCCUAUACCAAUGGAAUCGAUAUGAACGCUGUGUUGAAGGGUUUUCCAGAGUGUUUGCAGGCUGAUAUCUGUCUGCAUUUGAACCGCAAUCUGUUGCAGAACUGUAAGGCAUUUUGCGGGGCCAGUAAAGCAUGUCUGCGUGCCCUCGCUACGCGUUUUAAAACCACCCAUGCCCCACCUGGUGACACACUCUAUCACCAAGGCGACCUUCUCACCGCACUCUAUUUCAUCUCCCGUGGAUCUAUCCAGGUGUCCCGCCAUGAAAUGGUGCUUGCCAUUCUGGGUAAGAACGAUAUUUUUGGGGAGCCAGUACACAUGUAUGCUGAGCCUGGUCGGUCUAACUCAGACGUGAGAAGUCUUACCUACUGUGACCUCCAUCGUAUCCAGAGAGAUGACCUCCUGGAGGUACUGGACAUGUAUCCAGCCUUUGCCGAAAACUUCUGGAGGAACCUGGAGAUCACAUUCAACCUCAGAGAUGCAGAUCAAGGCAUCCAGAUGCUCCCUAGUGAGGAUUCUGAUUGCGAUUAUCACAGCAGUCGCCCGAGACACCGUAAAAAUUCACUCGACCGCCGCAACAGGCCUGAUGGGAUGGAUCAAACGGACCGUUAUGCAGCUCAGACGUGCCAGACGAUGGGUCAUCACCAGUCCUCCGCUCCUCAUGCCCAAUGGGACGAGCUCUGCAGCUGUGGCACCUCCAGCUCACAGUCAAAUGAAGACCUCAGUAAGCCCCCACUUGCCCAUGGCCACUUGUACACCCCUGAAGGAGACACCCUUGAUUACCCUCCCUCUGUGGUGCGGCUGAUGCCUCCAAACAGUACCAAGGGGGUAGGCAGGGAGGCUGCGAACCCGCUCUCUGUUCCUGGCCUGUACCAUUUCUGGCCUGACAGAAGCUCCACACAGUUUGCUGAGCGAUCCUGGCGGUCCUCCUCAGUAAGAGCUUCAUAUCAUCCACCGCCGUUUGCGGAAGAACGCCCGAGUGAACUCGAGUCAAGGCUAGAACUAUUACAGAGCCAGCUCAACCGGCUGGAGACCCGUAUGACAGCAGACAUAAAUGUAAUCCUUCAGCUCCUCCAGAGACAGAUUGCGCCCGUGCCCCCAGCAUACAGCAGCGUUUCACCCGCCAACCAUCCCCCGGACCCAUCCACGCUGUAUGGGACAAGCCCGCCAGUACUGCACAGCAUGUACCCCAUCCCAAACAUUCAGAGGGACAGCCGAGCUCCCGCCAUGCAGAACACCAUCCAGUCCGAUAACAAACCUACACAGAAAUCCCAGGAAUCUCUGUCCAGUGGCAUCCAUGUGACCGUGGCCUCUGAUGAUGAAGAAGGCGUACUUGUUACUCCCGAGAAAGAACCUGAUGUAGUUCCUGUCCUCGAAAGCACAUCCACUCUGAUAAACACACCAGGACUCUGUGCUUCCCUACGCUUUCCCUCUUUGCCAGGCAACCUGGAUACCACCACAUACCUGACUGAUAUCCAAAAACACGUCUCUGAUCCCGUUUUGCCUGUUAAAUAA
Molecule: messenger RNA, 3589 nt
Organism: Chanos chanos (milkfish)
Lineage: Eukaryota; Metazoa; Chordata; Actinopteri; Gonorynchiformes; Chanidae
Product: potassium voltage-gated channel subfamily H member 6-like
Exons: 17
Coding region: 23-3589 (1188 amino acids)
Biological process (GO): regulation of heart rate by cardiac conduction; regulation of ventricular cardiac muscle cell membrane repolarization; membrane repolarization during cardiac muscle cell action potential
Cellular component (GO): plasma membrane
Molecular function (GO): inward rectifier potassium channel activity
Source: RefSeq, a predicted model, not a curated record